This is a messenger RNA of Iphiclides podalirius (scarce swallowtail), 885 nucleotides long. Lineage: Eukaryota; Metazoa; Arthropoda; Insecta; Lepidoptera; Papilionidae. The record is from the annotation of a GenBank genome assembly.
AUGACGCGUAACCUUGCCGCAGCUUGUCUCUUUUCUGUUAAUUUCUUCUCGUACAUUAUUGAGUGCUAUCAAGACAACAGCAACAGCCGUCCUCGAGAACAAAGCUCAGUAUCGGAAUCUUCUAGAAGAUUUCGCACAGAGUUUUUAGAAGACUGGCCACAAACACCUGGCGCACCAUAUUUUGAUCCCACCACUCCAGAUAAUGUGACAGGAUUAGUGGGGCAUCCAGUCACACUGCUUUGUAAAGUUAAAAAUUUACAAAAUCGCACAGUGUCUUGGGUACGCCACCGGGAUAUACACUUACUGACUGUGGGAAGGUACACGUAUACUUCAGACCAACGUUUCGAGGCACAACACAAGCCGCGCUCUGAGGAGUGGGCGCUCAAAAUACGCAGUCCCCAGCGUCGUGACUCGGGACAGUACGAAUGCCAAAUAUCCACUACUCCACCUAUUGGACACGCCGUCUACCUUAAAAUUGUUGAGCCAGAAACGGAAAUCUUGGGAGGAUCUGAUUUAUUUAUUUACGCUGGUUCUACAAUAAACCUUACCUGUAUUGUAAGGCACACGCCGGAACCACCCAAUACUAUUAACUGGACUCAUAGAGGGAAGACGAUAAAUUUCGACUCGAGCCGUGGCGGUAUAUCGUUAGUUACGGAGAAGGGUAUCCAUAGCAGCAGCAGGCUAUUGAUACAAGCAGCUCGCACUUCUGACGCUGGAAGUUAUCAAUGCGUUCCCGACAACGCUUUGUCAGCCACUGCGCGAGUACAUGUAUUAACAGGUGAGACGCCAGCUGCGAUGCAAGGCGGCGCACAGUGGCUGAGCGGCUUGGGUUUCCUGAUACUCCUGUACGCUAGUGUUACUGUACAUUUAUACGCGAUGAUGGAA